CCAUAAUGAUGGAUAUGUAUAAAGAGAGGUGGAGUUGUCUCCAUGGAAGGGGGACGCCAACCGCAUCCAUGGCCUCCUAUACGACAAGGUGUGAUACCAUUGAUAAACGCUGGCCCUUCUUGCCAUACCCACACAUUAGAGGGUGGUCCUGGUUGUUGUUUCCCUCCGAGCACUGCACCACUAUGCAUGGGCGACCACCAAGGGAUCAUCGGUCGUUACUUGAUGAAUUUUUAUCGUUGGAGGGUAGCCAUCCCAUCCGAUUGCAAGAACAAGACUCCAGCCAAGAGAUCUGGUGUUGUUGAUGAAGCUUUAACAAAGAUAAAAGUGAGCAUGGCCAGGAGUAAUAGUCCAACCAAGGAAUCUGAUAUUGCUGAUGACGAUGCUUUGAUAUGGAUAGGAUCAAGCAUGGCUAGAGCAAGACUCCAGCCAAGAAAUUUAAUAUUGUUGAUGAUGAUGCCGAGUGAUGACUCUGAACAUUAUAGAUAUAUGGUUGGAAGAAUGUGGAGAGAUGAACAUGGCCAGAGCAAGGGUACUAGCGAAGAGCAAAGACAACAAGCUAGCGAUGUUGAGGCUGGAGGUGAAAUUAGCCAAGUAAUUUCUUCCAAGAAACCAGCAUCAGGCAAUAAAAGGAGUAUGGCUAAGCCAUCCAAGAGUGAAGCUCACAAGUCUGGUGCUUCGUUGGCCAACCAACAAAUCAAAGUGAAAGCAUCCAUGCCUCAUGAAGCUAAAAUGCCCAAGGAAAAUGAAGAUAAGGCAAGUCCCCCAACCUUUGGCAAAAGGCUGGACUCCAUUCUUGUUCCUAGUAAUGAUGAAGUUUCAUCCAAGGCAAAGGAGGGCAAGAAUGUGGAGGCUCUAAUGAAGAACAUGGAUGAGGCUCUGGCGAAGAAUAUGAAAAAAGCUCUGACGAAGCCUGCAAUCUAUUGCAAGAUCAUUGUUGGUGAAGCAAAUGAGCCUUCGUUGCUUGAUAGCAUAGUUGGCUUGGUUGAAGCUGUGCUAGAGAAAGGUAUGCCAUACUUGGCUGUGGCUUCAAAAGAUUCCAUUCCCCUCGAAGACGAGAUAAAUGUUGAUGAACCAACCAUGAGUAUAUCAAAGAAGGCUAUUAGCUCUAGAAAAAUCAUGUCUAGAGACAAGUCCUUCUCGGUUCCAACCAAGUUGAGUGACAUAGACAACAUGCACAAUAAGGCUAAGAAAGUAAUGAUUGAGAAUGCCUCCAUAAAUCUUUGUGUGGCUGUGAAGCAUAUGGAAGUAACUCCCUUUGUUAAGAUGGAUGAGGAAUUCUUUUAUUUGUGUAAAGAUGCCAUAAAUGACGCUAAGAGCAUAAAUUUCAAAGUUGGAGGAAUUCAGGCUGGCAAAGGCAUACCUUGACAAAGGCAAGUUCGACAUGGCUAGAAGUGACAUGGCUGGCAACUAGGAUGAGAAGAUUGACAAGCCAGCAAAGCAUGUUGAAAAUGUGCAGAAAUCCUUGGCUGAUAUGAAAGAGUUGAUGCUUAAGUUGGAGGUGACGUUGAAAUCAGUCGAGGCAUAUCUGAAAUUACUCAGCCAAGAAAAAGAGUGCUUGGGU
This is a messenger RNA of Rubroshorea leprosula, 1561 nucleotides long. The record is from the annotation of a GenBank genome assembly. NCBI's taxonomy places the organism in Eukaryota, Viridiplantae, Streptophyta, Magnoliopsida, Malvales, Dipterocarpaceae.